Messenger RNA from Parnassius apollo (apollo), 1623 nucleotides. Lineage: Eukaryota; Metazoa; Arthropoda; Insecta; Lepidoptera; Papilionidae. The record is from the annotation of a GenBank genome assembly.
AUGAAGUACGAAAAGAAAUUGGUGCUAUUUACGUGGAUCGUUAUGAAUAUAGUUGACCAACCGGCCCCCGAAGUUACUAUUGAACAAGGAGUUUUAAGAGGUAAAAUAAGUGGGAAUGGAAUGUUUUUUGAAUAUGUUGGCAUUCCGUAUGCUUCUACAAACAGCAGCUUGCGUUUUAAGGCUCCAGGGCCAGCACCAUCUUGGGAUGGCAUUUAUGAGGCUAUAGAUGAGAUAUAUUUUUGUCCCCAGGUUACACCUAUUGGUGUUCUUGGUUCAGAAGAUUGCCUGAAGAUUAACGUAUACGUACCCGCUGUAGCUGAACGGCCACUACCUGUUAUGGUUUAUAUCCACGGUGGUGUAUUCAUCUUAGGUAGUGGAGGUAAAUUAAUAUAUGGCCCAGAUUUUUUAAUACAGAAAGGUGUAAUUGUUGUUACAUUCAACUAUAGAUUAGGAGUACUUGGUUUUCUAUGCCUGGGAAUUAAAGAAGCACCGGGUAAUAUGGGACUUAAAGAUCAAGUUGCAGCAUUAAGGUGGGUAAAAAAAAAUAUUGCGGCUUUUGGAGGAGACCCAGAAAAUAUAACUCUCUUUGGUGAAAGUGCUGGGGCAACAUCUGUUUCAUUAUUAUUGGCUAGCGAUGUCACUGCUGGUUUGUUUAGUAGAGCAAUAAUUCAAAGUGGGACUUCUUUAUCAAAUUGGGUAAUAAAUAGAAAACCAAUUGAGGUAGCAAGUCUUUUAGCAAAAUCAUUAGGUUAUAAUACUAAAGAUCCCUUAGAAAUAUAUAAUAUAUUUUCUAAAAUGGAUUUUAAAGAAUUAGUGUUAGCGAAAACAAGCAAACCUCUAACAAAAUACUUCGAAUCCGAAUUAAUACAUUUACCCUGUGUAGAAGAAGAAAUACCAGGUGAAGAAUCAGUAAUAAAAAAUUUACCCUAUAACUUACUUGCGAACAAGUCUAAGGUUGUACCGGUUAUAUACGGAACAAAUAGUAACGAAGGAUUAUUUUUAUUGUACAAUGAUACGGAAGAAACGCUUGAACAGAGAAAUAAGCGAUAUUUGUUCGCGUCCGAUUUACAUUUUAAAACAGAAGAAGAAGCAGAAAUGGAGGCGCAAAAAAUACACGAGUUUUACUUUGGUAAAGAUAAAAUAAGCUUGAAUAAAGCUAAAAACAUAUCCGAUUUGUACACGCACUUGUAUUUUGAAACACCAUCUUUAUUUGAAACUGAACUCUUAAUUCAAAACGCUAACGCGACAAUUUAUAAUUACUAUUUCAAUUAUUCGGGUGCAAGAAGCUUAAUGAAAAUUAAAACAGGUUUUUUCGGUGAAAAUGGAGCUUGCCAUGGGGACGAUAUAUUUUAUUUAUUUAAAUUACAGUUUUUACCCUUUACAUUCUUUAAACGAGACGAAAAUAUGAUCAAUGUUAUGACAUCGUUGUGGACUAAUUUUGCUAAAUAUGGAGAUCCAACACCAGAUCCGACAGAACUUAAUGUAAAAUGGUUGCCAAGUAAUAAGCAAACCAUGAACUUUUUAUACAUAGAUGAGCAUUUGAAAAUGGGACCAAUACCAAACCCGGAAUCUUAUCGUUUAUGGAAAUUUCUGUAUAAAAAUUAUCGGAAAAGAGAGCUAUAG